Frankliniella occidentalis (western flower thrips) is the source of this 3731-nucleotide messenger RNA. Its product is annotated as nuclease SbcCD subunit C-like. Bases 119 to 3181 code for a protein of 1020 amino acids. NCBI's taxonomy places the organism in Eukaryota, Metazoa, Arthropoda, Insecta, Thysanoptera, Thripidae. The record is from RefSeq and is a predicted model, not a curated record. Gene Ontology annotation, biological process: mRNA export from nucleus. Gene Ontology annotation, molecular function: structural constituent of nuclear pore. Gene Ontology annotation, cellular component: nuclear pore. The transcript is spliced from 7 exons.
GGCAGAGCGUCGCGGCACACAGUCGGCGCUCGCGGCGCCCGGGGCACGGUCGCGUCGGUUAGAGCAGGCGCCAAGCGGAGGGGUCGCCGUCGUGCACGCGUCCGUCACAGCCGCCACCAUGAGGGGCAAGCUGGGCAAGGAGGUACGCGUCAACCCGCGCAGCAAGGAGUACAUCCAGGGCGUCAUUGGCAGGGUCAAGGACGACAUCCGGACGCUCAUGUCCAACCGGGACGAGCUGUCCGUCAACGCCUUUCGCAAGACCAGGGACGACCUGACGAACCUGACCAAGAACAAGGCGGAGAUCAUGACGCUGGUGCGCAGCCGCGAAGACCUGGCCGCGCUCAUCGAGACGAAGAACAGCCUGCAGGCACUGAUUCGCAGCCGGGACGACAUACACGUCAUCCUCAGGAACAAGGACGAGAUCCUCGCCCUGGUCAAGAGCAAGAACGACAUCUACCACCUGCUGCAAAGCCAAAAGGACCUGCAGGCCUUGGUUAAGAACAAAAGCGACAUACAGGCCAUUCUAGGCAUGAAGGACGAGAUCGCAGCGCUCAUCCGUAACAAGGCCGAUAUCCAGAAUUUGCUCAAGAGCAAGGACGAAAUCCACAGCCUGGUGAAGAGUUUUGAUGACAUCAAGCUGCUCUUGGAGAGCAAGAGCGACAUCGACUUCCUCGUCAAGAACAAGGACGACUUACAGGCUCUCAUUCGUACCCGAAGUGACAUGCAGACUAUGUUGAGAAACAAGGACGAGAUCCACGGCCUGGUGAAGAGCAAAGAGGACAUCAUGACCCUGCUUAGGAUCAAGGAUGAGGUGUAUGCCCUGCUCAAGAGCAAGGACGACAUUCAGUUCCUACUUAGAUAUAAGGACGACAUCGUGAGUCUGGUCAAGUACAAGGAGGACAUCCAGAGCCUCCUCAAGAACAAGGAGGCCAUCCACUCGAUAGCCAGGAACAAGUUUGAGAUGCAAGCACUUGCUAGGAGCAAGGCGGACCUUCUAGCAAUAGGAAACUACAAAAACGACCUCAAAGACCUCGUUCAAAACAAGGAUGCCAUUCAGAGUCUCAUCAGGAGCAAGGAUGAAAUCCAUUCGCUGAUGAGGAGCAAAGGUGACAUUCAGAUCCUGCUGGACAGGGUAUCUGAGAUCCGCAGCCUUCUUCAAAUCAAAAACGAUAUCAACUUUUUAAUGAAAAAUAAAGAUGAGCUCCAGGCCUUAGUUAGGAACAAGGAUGAAAUCAUGGCCUUGAUCCAUUACAAGGCUGAGAUUCAGUCAUUAGCGAAAUGGAAAGAAGAUAUUCAAUUCCUUAUUAAAUGUAAAAAGGAAAUACAGUCGUUAACCAAAUUAAAAUUCAAAAUUCAAUCUUUGGUGAAAUGUAAAGAUGACAUUAUGUCUCUUGUUAAAUGUAAGAAUGAGAUUCGCGGACUCUUAAAUAGCAGGCAUGAAAUACAGGCCAUGGUCAAAAACAAAACAGACCAAGGUACUAUUAAAAGAGACGACGUUAUGGCUCUUCUGAAAAUUAAGGACGAUAUCGAAGCACUUGCAAAAACGAAGGAUGAUCUCCUUUCUUUUGUGAGUCAAUACAAGGAUAUCGAAGUUCUUCUCAAUGGAAGAGAGGAGAUUUUCAGCAUACUAAGGAGCAAGGAGGAAAUCAUAGGGCUUGUCAAGAUGGUCGGCGACAUAAGAAACCUAAGAACGGAACUGGACCACAUGCAAAACUUCAGAGACUGCAUGGCGCGGUCAAACUCGGAACUGGAGCGGUACAUCGCUGGCCUGGAGACGGAGUUGGACCGCCACGAAGAGGAGCAGGCACACCGUUCGCAGGAGGCGGGCCGACACCUCUGGUGGGGGCGCCUGGACGGUCAGCUGGUCCUGUGCCGCCAGCUCGAGGCGCGCCGGCGCUGGCUGGAGCAGGAGGUGACCUACGCCCGCAGGAUGAACGGGCUAACCGAUCCGAAUCUGGACCCGCUCACGCUCGACCUGGAUUCACUGUCUGAGAUGGAGCUGAUCAUCGUCGUCCGACAGCUGGAGCGCAUGCGCGAGGACCUGCAAGCAGCGCUGCGGCACAAGAUAUGGAGCCCAGAGAGGGACAAGGACUACGACGCGUCGCGCACUGUGCUGGCCGAGAUCCGUCACUACCGCCGCACCCGCAAACCGAACACGGGCUCUCACCCUGCGCUGGACGACGUGGGCACCACAGCGGCGGGCAACUCGCCGGGGGCGGGGGGUCCACGAUGGGAGGACGCGGAGGACGGACCGGAACCGGAAGCGAAGAAGCCCUCGAGCAAGCCUCGGGCAGCGAAGCAGGCAACAACCACCACUGACCACAAGGCGACCGCCGCCGCCGCCGCCGCCCCCGCCGCACUCAGUGCAUCGACUCCCACAACACCUCGAAGAACUGUUGCAACUGCCGCCAAGGUGUCCCCCAGGAUUGUGGUCAGCCAGCACGGUGGUGCCGGUGGCGGUGCCGGUGGCGGUGCCCGUUCACCCCCGGCCGCUGCACCUCCCAAGGCUGCCUCACUCGCUCCUGUCGCGGCCGGGCGACGCGGGCCGGCCAGUGUUAAGAGAGCGGCUAGUUUCGCGGCACCUGUGGAUCCCGGAGAUUUCGGACCUCCGCCACCUCGGCCCAUCAGCCGUCAGGCUACUGUGACGGCAGCAGAGGGCGCGGACAUGGAGUACACCAAGGUGGGACACCCACCACCGAGGCCCGUCAGUCGUCAGGGUACUCUGCCGGCGGUGGAGAGCGCGGACAUGGAGCAGUACGGCAAGAUUGGACACCCACCACCAAGGCCCGUCAGUCGUCAGGGUACUCUGACGGCAGCCGAGGCCGCCACCAUGGAGUCGUACGCCAAGGCAGGACCUCCGCCACCGAGGCCCGUCAGCCGACAGGGCACUUUUCAGGCGACGGAGAGCGCAGUCAUAGAGUACGGCAGGGCCGACAAGGAGGGCCCGGGUGUUGACGGGCAGAAUGGAGACGACGAGGAAGACGAGGUGGGCGACGAAGACCUCUUCUUUGACGACGACGGCGAGGAACUCACCGGUGAGGGAGUCAGCGAGGACGGGGCGCUGAUGGAGGGAUCCGGCCGCGGGGACUCCGUCAUCGGCGACCUGGACGACGAUGAUGACGUCGACGAGGACGAGGAGGUAGACGGACUGCCCGAGGUGCAUGACGCCCAUCCUCAGUGAACUGAAGAUUCCCCCGGAUUUCCCGGCAAUGGUAAUGGAGACUAGGAUGUGAAAAGGUCCCGUCCUUUUCAGUCUCACCCUCCUUGAAACGUAGAUGUCUUUGUUCAAUAAAUUUCGGGAUGCGCGAUUGAGAACGUCUUGGGUGGGAGAAUCACUUAACACUUGAAUGUUGAGGCAGAGGCGGUGGUAUUAAUUUUUUAGUUAACUUUAUUAUUGCCUCGCUAAGUAUUGCCAUAAAUAUAUGUUCCUAAACACGUUAACAAAAUUUAACCUCACUUCAUAGUGUAGAAAUGUAUGCAUAAGCGGAGGACCCGCUUUCGUGCUUCCUUAUUAAAGCUAACAUUUUGUUAAAUGGGAAAAUGCAGCCCUCGAGUACGGUAUUAAUAAUGUUUCAGCAUUGUGUGAAAAAGUCCUAAAUUACCAUCUGGCUAUGUAAAGGUACUUGACGCAUAAACACGAAACGAGCUCCCCUAGUAGAAAGGAGACACCCGCGGGACCGCGAGGUUAGGUAAUGGAAAUGAGCUUCGAAAUAAAACAAAUUACUAAACUC